UCCCAUUGCUUGUUUGUUUAUAGCUGUUUUUCACUAUUCUGGAGGGGGUUAAAAAGGAACCCUCUUUGCCCACUUUCUCUUUCCAUUAGAACAUUUCGUCCUUCUACAAGCUCAUAACAACAAUUCACUCAGGAGAAAAUCUUAACUAGAUGGCAAAUGUGGUGGAAUUGAAGGUGGGUUUGCACUGUGAUGAAUGUAUCAAGAAGAUUUUGAAGGCCAUCAAGAAAAUUCAAGAUAUUGAAACAUAUAAUGUUGAUACACAGCUGAACAAGGUGACUGUAACUGGUAAUGUUACAACUGAAGAAGUCAUUAAAGUAAUUCACAAGAUUGGAAAGACAGCAAGCACAUGGGAAGCAGAACAAACAUGUUAAAAAUAAACAUCUCCAUUUUUAUAUAUGCCUCGGUUAGCAAUUAAAUCAUCAUAACAAAAUAAUAGUUCCUAGUUUAUGGCCUUUAAUUAUUUCUUUGUAUUAUAUCUUUCUUUUCUAAUUCUGAGGGUUUUUCCAUACAAUUUCACUGCCAUUCCCUCUUCAAUUUUGCAAUCCUACUUUCUGGAAUUAUAUAAUAAUAUUUUAUUUAUAUAUUUAUAAACUUAUAUUAAUAA
Ziziphus jujuba (common jujube) is the source of this 604-nucleotide messenger RNA. Its product is annotated as heavy metal-associated isoprenylated plant protein 45. NCBI's taxonomy places the organism in Eukaryota, Viridiplantae, Streptophyta, Magnoliopsida, Rosales, Rhamnaceae. Gene Ontology annotation, molecular function: metal ion binding. The record is from RefSeq and is a predicted model, not a curated record. The transcript is spliced from 3 exons. The coding region runs from base 150 to 371 and encodes 73 amino acids.